Aphis gossypii (cotton aphid) is the source of this 1064-nucleotide messenger RNA. RefSeq lists its product as uncharacterized. NCBI's taxonomy places the organism in Eukaryota, Metazoa, Arthropoda, Insecta, Hemiptera, Aphididae. The coding region runs from base 684 to 1064 and encodes 126 amino acids. The transcript is spliced from 4 exons. The record is from RefSeq and is a predicted model, not a curated record.
GCGUUGAAUAAGUAGGUUUUAGUUUAUCAAUUAAAAAUGAAUUAAGAAUCAAACUGUUUCUUCAAAUUAAUAUUGUAUUUAAUUUAGAUUAAUUAUUAAUAAAACUUAACUAAUAUCAAAAACCUUGCUUGAUGAUAGUGUUGUAAUAAAGUCAGCGACUUACACAAGUACUGAAAGACUGAGGAUAAUAGACUAUAACCUACUCAAGAGCACUUUGUAAAUGACUAUAAGUCUAAAAACAUUGAAUGAUUAUGAACCAGAUUUAUAGUCUGAUCCAGUGGUGUGAUAUGUGAUCACGCCAUAUUUCACUUUGAUCACAGAUAUUUUUUAUAGAUUAGAAUAGGUAAAACUAUGAUCACGCCAUAUUACAACGCUACCACAGUUAUUUUAUAGAUUAGGUAAAACUAUGAUCACACCAUAUGAUACCACAACCUUACAAAUCUGUAUAUAAGUGAUCAGUAGACAUUGAUUAUAGUUAGUGUUAAAUCUCAACAUUGUCUAUACAUUUUAUGUUUCGUCGUUUCAUACCGUAAUAUAUCCGUUUGCUACAAGUCGAUAACAAACCAAGUAACACAAUUUGAUCAGGUAAAUGUUUUUUAAACAAUCUGUUAUAUUAAAAAUUAAACUUAUACUGAUUAUCAUUUUUAUUUAAGGUAUAUUUAAUAUAUGUUAUAAAAAAUAAUAUGUCGUACUAUACUAAUGUAUCUGCAGGCGAAAGCUCUUCAAAUGAUGAUAAUGAAAGUAGUAUGCUAUCAACACUAUCAUCUUCUUUAAAACCGGUAAAAAUGCAGAAUAAAAAAAGAAAAAAUGAUACUGAACCAAAAGUUAAAAUGACUAAGGCUGGAAAGCAGCGAACAGAAUCAAUAGAGACGUACAAGGAUGCCUUAGCUAGUGUAAUUUCGAAAGGAAAUAUUGAAGAUAACGUUUCUAACUCAAUAACAUUGACGGAAGGUAAUUACACGUAUACGAUUCGGUGUCCAGUAGCGCCAAAAUGCGAUGACUACUACGUCAUUCAACAUUAUAAAACUAGUGCUAUUAAGGACAUUCCGUCACUUGAAAGGUAA